Notolabrus celidotus (New Zealand spotty) is the source of this 2981-nucleotide messenger RNA. RefSeq names its product polyribonucleotide nucleotidyltransferase 1, mitochondrial. NCBI's taxonomy places the organism in Eukaryota, Metazoa, Chordata, Actinopteri, Labriformes, Labridae. The record is from RefSeq and is a predicted model, not a curated record. Gene Ontology annotation, molecular function: RNA binding; 3'-5'-RNA exonuclease activity; polyribonucleotide nucleotidyltransferase activity. Gene Ontology annotation, cellular component: mitochondrion; cytosol. Gene Ontology annotation, biological process: mitochondrial mRNA catabolic process; mitochondrial RNA 3'-end processing.
GAUGGCGCGUUGCUCUACGUCAUUCCGUGCGUGCAGCUGUCAUGGACGCCUCCACGCGCAUAGCUAAACUGUAAAGGCACUUGCUGUAUUCUCUCUGUUUUGUUUUAUUUGUCUUCAGAUAUGAGAUAUUUACUCCGACUCGGGCAUUCGUUUGCCCGCCUCCAUGUCCGUUUAUGUCACCAAAGUGUUUACAGCGCCCACGGUAAUCCACGCAGCCUGGGAGUGGACCUUGGGGAGAAGAAACUUGAGAUCUCCUCAGGGAGGUUUGCUCGAUUUGCUGAUGGAUCAGCAGUAGUAAAGCUGGGAGAGACCUCUGUGAUGGUGACUGCUGUGAGCAAAACUAAACCUUCUCCAUCACAGUUCAUGCCUCUUGUGGUGGAUUAUAGACAGAAAGCAGCUGCUGCAGGUCGAAUCCCUACCAACUAUCUGAGGCGAGAGCUUGGUACUACAGACAACGAGAUCCUCACUAGCAGACUAAUAGACAGAUCCAUAAGGCCGCUGUUCCCUUCUGGUUACUUUUAUGACACCCAGAUUCUUUGUAACCUGCUGGCAGUUGACGGAGUCAAUGAUCCAGAUGUGUUGGCUAUCAAUGCAGCUUCUGCUGCUCUGGCUCUGUCUGACAUCCCCUGGAAUGGACCCAUAGGAGCUGUGCGUGUUGGCAUGGUAGAUGGAGAACUGGUGAUAAAUCCCACCAGGCGAGAGAUGGCUUCCAGCAGUCUGAAUCUGAUUGUAGCUGGAGCGCCCAGCAGUCAAGUUGUGAUGAUUGAGGCGUCAGCUGAGAAUCUGCUGCAGCAGGACUUUUGCCAUGCAGUGAAGGUGGGAGUCAAACACACCCAGCAGAUCAUACUGGCCAUCCAGCAGCUGGUUCGAGAACAGAAGAUUACCAAGCGCACCCCUGUCAAGGUCUUCACUGCCCCAAAUGACAUGGUGGAACAUGUUAGACAAAUAUCUUCUGAGAGGAUCUAUGGAGUUUUCACUGACUACACCCAUGACAAGAUUUCAAGGGAUGAAGCUAUCAACAAAGUUCGACUAGAAACUGAGGAGAGCCUUAAAGAAAGAUUCCCCCAGGCAGAGCCAUUUGAAAUCAUUGAAUCCUUCAACAUUGUGAGCAAGGAAACCUUCCGCAAUUUGGCGCUUAAUGAGUACAAGAGAUGUGAUGGGAGGGAGUUGACAGCUUUAAGAAACAUUUCUUGUGAUGUUGACCUUUUUAAACCUCUGCAUGGCUCGGCUCUGUUCCAAAGAGGACAAACACAGGUAUUAUGCAGUGUUACAUUUGAUUCAUUGGAAUCCACAGUUAAAGCAGAUAUCAUCACCACAGCUCUGAGUGGCAUCAAAGACAAAAACUUCAUGCUUCAUUAUGAAUUCCCCCCGUAUGCGACCAAUGAGGUUGGAAAGGUCGGAGGCAUCAACAGGCGAGAGCUUGGACACGGGGCCCUGGCAGAAAAAUCUCUGAGACCAAUCAUCCCAAAAGACUUCCCUUUUACUAUCAGGGUCACUUCUGAGGUGCUGGAAUCAAACGGAUCCUCAUCCAUGGCUUCAGCAUGUGGAGGCAGCCUCGCACUAAUGGACGCAGGUGUUCCCAUCACUUCUGCUGUGGCCGGUGUAGCAGUUGGUCUCAUCUCCAAAGCCAAUCCAGAGAAACCCACUGAGAUCCAGGACUACAGAUUACUAACUGAUAUACUGGGAAUAGAGGACUAUCUUGGAGAUAUGGACUUCAAAAUGGCAGGAACAAACAAGGGCAUCACUGCUUUACAGGCUGACGUAAAGAUCCCAGGUUUGCCUCUGAAGUUGGUCAUGGAGGCCAUACAGCAGGCUACAGUUGCAAAGAGGGAGAUCUUGGGUAUCAUGAAUAAAUGUAUAGCACAUCCCAGAGAGACACGGAAAGAGAACGGACCUGUUGUUGAAAAUGUUCGGGUGCCUGUUUCUAAACGAGCGCGGUUCGUUGGUCCAGGUGGCUACAACCUUCGCAAGCUGCAGGCACAAACAGGUGUUACAAUAAACCAGGUGGACGAGGAGACUUUCUCAGUGUUUGCACCUACACCAGGAGCAAUGCAUGAAGCCCAGGACUUCAUCGGUGACAUCUGCAAAGACGAUCAAGAACAUCAGCUGGAGUUUGGUGCCAUCUACACCGCCACCAUCACUGAGAUAAAGGACAUUGGUGUGAUGGUGAAACUUUCCAACAUGAGUGCCGUCCUGCUACACAACUCACAACUGGACCACAAACGGAUCAAACAUCCAAGUGCUCUAGGUUUAGAGGUGGACCAGCAGAUACAGGUCAAGUACUUUGGACGGGACCCAACAGACGGCAGGAUGAGACUUUCACGGAAGGUGCUCCAGUCUCCUGCAGCGACAGUCAUCAAGACGAUGAGCGAGAAACAGAGCAUCUCCAUGACUUCCAGCAACAGUCACGGGACCAGCUCCGAUUUGUGACACAAGACACACAAGAUGGAUUUAAACUGGGGAGACUUUGCCACAAACACUCCUUUUGAGAAGUCUGCCAAAUCAAAAGCCCCCGUGUGCACAUGAAGAAGUUUGACCCUGAAUUGUUACGGAGUCGACUUCUGCUCUUUGAUUGCAUCAUUCGGCUGUCACUGAACCAGGAUGGACUUGAGAUGAACACUUGGAUGCAAUGAGCAGAAGACAAACAAUUGUAACCAUUAUAAAUCUGUUUUGUAUCAAGCAAACCCUUUAUUGGUGUCUUCUUUUUUAUUUAGCUCACCAAACAGUGUGACAUGGAGCAAAAAGGGGCUCCCUCAGUACAGUAAUCUAGCAGCUGUUACCCAGACAGACGGUGUGUUGUGCUGUUCAUGUGUGUUUUUAUUUUCAAACUGAUGUCCACUGUGCUAGACUCCAAAUGUGGACCAAAAGGUGGGAGAGCUGUAAUAGUGUUAUUUUUUAAUUUCAUUGUUUGUUUCAUUGAUUGCGUAUUAUUUAGACGACACAGUAUGCGAGUAAUGUGUAAAUAAAGCGAUUAAUGUUUA